Molecule: messenger RNA, 1713 nt
Organism: Actinia tenebrosa (Australian red waratah sea anemone)
Lineage: Eukaryota; Metazoa; Cnidaria; Anthozoa; Actiniaria; Actiniidae
Product: paired box protein Pax-3
Biological process (GO): regulation of transcription by RNA polymerase II; anatomical structure development
Molecular function (GO): DNA-binding transcription factor activity, RNA polymerase II-specific; RNA polymerase II cis-regulatory region sequence-specific DNA binding
Source: RefSeq, a predicted model, not a curated record
UGAUAAACAAAUAGUUCAAAGAGCACGUGAAUGGUUUUCUAAGUCGUGCUAAAUUGGAUUUCACGGGGAUCACUUCCAUCAUUUGCUUGUGUAUGAACUCCAUUGGAGACGGAAUCRAUUCCCUGUCAAUUCAUCCUCGCCAUCCUCCACUCGAACUCAUCUGAUACUAAGCCUUCAGACUGGCAACAUCACUGGACUAGAGUUCACUCCAGACCAAGAUAUGGAUGCGCUUAUAUUCCAAGAUUUUGCGUCAGUUGCAUCCAUGACAGGCCAAGGAAAAAUAAAUCAACUUGGUGGCCUCUUUAUUAACGGCAAACCCCUUCCGAAACCUUUGCGUCUUAGAAUAAUCGAGUUAGCACGGCUAGGAGUACGCCCAAGUGACAUUAGUAGACAGCUUCGAGUUUCCCAUGGUUGUGUUAGUAAGAUUCUUAACAAAUAUCAAGAAACAGGCUCAGUUGAACCAGGUGCAUCUCCCUCGUAUAAGAGAAAAGAAAUCUCGCAAAUAGUUCUGGCCAAGAUUGAGGAAUACGUUCAAGGCCAGCCGGAUAUAUUCUCAUGGGAAGUGAGAGACCGGUUGAUACGAGAGAAAGCCUGCUCGAAGCUAACAGUUCCUUCUUUGGAAGCUGUYAGUAAAGUUAUUAAGACUUGCGCGAACAAGUUCCAUAAAAAUGAAGCUGCGAGAAAAAACGGUCUGAGAGGAARCCCUAGUGGGAAGAGUACCAGCGGAGAUGCCGACAAAAAAGAGAAUCCAAGUUCAACGAGGUUUUCUGGACCGUUUUCAAUCUCCAAUAUUCUUAAUCUACCCUCAAGCGAUUCCGAUGAAGACAAGAGUAAAGUUGAAGGGAUUGAAAGCAGUGACGAAGAAAGCGAUAUUCAAGAGGAAAAUCAAAACGGCAAGAGAUCAAAGGAAGAAAGAAGAACUGAAUUGAGUCUGCCUUCUCACAAACCACGACGGAGCAGAACUCGCUUUACGAUGCCGCAGACGGAAGAGUUAGAAAAGGCUUUCCAUAAAACUCACUAUCCUGAUAUCUAUGCUCGAGAAGAGCUAGCACAACGUCUGGGAUUAAGCGAGGCAAGAGUUCAGGUCUGGUUUUCGAACCGACGAGCUCGUCUUCGUAAAGAACGACUUUUACCGUGCUCCGAUGACUUUUUCUACUCGCCCAUGGCACACUAUCCUUACGCCCUUCUUCUACAAUCCUCUCAAUGUCAGCCGCUGACCAGCUCUUUUUCCACCGAUUGCAUGCCCUUCUACUAACACUUCAACUGCUAUCUCAACAACCCAAAAUAACUCACAAUCAUUUAUCGAUYCAAAGCAAUUUUUUUUCGAUUUUUUAAAUAUAUACAUAUUCAAUUACAGCUAUUUUUGUUUAAGAUUACACUAAAUUAAUUCAAUUACACAAUCUUUCUUCGGCAACGUCAGUCGAAAUUAUCGUGAAAUUUCAGUUGCUGGACUUUUYAUAAAACAUGCUAAAAGAUCAACUCGAAAACUGCCUUACUUAGGGAUAGGUAUUGAUUUCUGUAUCCUAUUUAUUGUGCCAGUUAAGGGGCGUCUCUCAAGGUAGAUUACUGAAUGAAUGCAAGCUUUAAAAGUAAACUACCUAGCUUCUAAAAUCUCUGCGAGUUUUUGAAACACAGCGCGAGGUAAAACACUCAAUAACUCCUGCAAGUUUUCGUGCUCAUUAGUCCUGAAUAAACGUGAUACUUCUYUGUGAA